CAGAAAGAAGGAAAUCUAGCAUUCGGCCUCCUCCAUAUUAAAGAAGCAAUGCGAUUCAUUCUGCUGGUCUGGUUCCUCAUUCUUGAUGUGGUUCAAUCCCAAUCGGUUGUCAAGACACUGCCAGGUUUCUCCGGCGAGCUGCCCUUCAAACUCGAGACCGGGUACAUUGGAGUUGGGCAGUCCAAUGGGGUGCAGCUGUUCUACUACUUCGUCGAGUCAGAAAGGAGUCCAAGAGACGACCCUCUGAUGAUUUGGCUCACUGGUGGUCCCGGUUGUUCGGGCCUCGCGGCUCUUCUUUAUGAAAUUGGUCCAUUAAGAUUUGACUAUGCGAAAUCAAGUGCAGGAAAUAAGCCAACCUUGGCGUUGAAUCCCUACUCAUGGACUAAGGUGGCCAAUAUAAUAUUUCUGGACCAGUUUGCUGGGGCUGGAUUCUCAUAUUCAACCACUCAAGAAGGAUACUACAACGGAGACUACAAAUCAAUCGCAGAAAUAUAUGAAUUCCUGAGAAAAUGGUUUAGAGAUGUUCAUCCCGAGUUUUUACCGAAUCCGCUUUACAUAUCUGGUGGUUCUUAUACCGGCCUAACUAUUCCGGUCAUCAUCCAGCAUAUACUGGAUGAUAAUCGAGCUGGACAGCAACCCCAAUUGAAUCUCAAAGGGUACGUUCUUGGCAACCCACUGGCAGACGUAACCAGUGACCUCAAUUUACGAAUUACAUUUGCUCAUGGUCACGCUCUCAUAUCAGAUCAACUCUAUGAGUCCCUUAAAAAGAACUGCAAGGGCAAGUACGUGAACGCAGACCCUGCCAAUGUGGCAUGUGCGCUCGACCUUCAAGUUUAUGAUUGGUGCGUUGGGAAGCUUUUUGAUGAGAAUAUAUUGGAACCCCACUGUAGAUCAUCUGAGUCUCACAAGCCAAAUACAUUCCAGUGGGCCCGAAAUAACCUCGGGGACGGUCUCGAGCCGAUCAACGAGCGCACGGCUACUCAACUCCCUGCCGAACCAUGGUGUCGGGAGCACAACUAUAUAUUAUCGCACAUCUGGGCCAAUGCCAAGAUUGUGCAGGAAGCCCUUUACGUUCGAGAGGGAAAAAAAACUGGAUGGAUGAAGUGUAAUAUUAGCUCAACUUACGCUUACGAAAUCAUGAACGUUAUGGAUUACCACCAGAACUUUACUCGCACUGGGCUUCAAGCCCUAAUUUACAGCGGGGAUCAUGACAGUGUUGUCCCGUAUGUGGCAACGGAAGCAUGGAUCGAGAGAUUAAACAUUUCUCUUAACUCCGAAUGGGAGCCGUGGUUUGCGGACGGCCAAGUUGCCGGAUAUACCAUGCAGUACACGCACAAUAGUUUCGUGCUAACUUAUGCGACUAUUAAGGGAGCUGGACACGCUGCUCCGGAGUACAAGCCCCAGCAAUCCCAAGCCAUGUUGAAGAGAUGGUUCGCUUAUUACCCUCUCUUACGAGCAGAUCAACAUUCUCCCAGCUAGCUACCGGUACUUGAGCACCGUGUCCAUUGCUUGUAUCACUCGCUUGCUGUCAGUUGAUACGUAGAGUGAAGCAAGCGCAUUUUUACUGUGGUGGCACAUUGCGAAGUCGGAAUGGAACCGCGGCCUAUUUAAAUUGUAUCAAUUGGUUAUUAGAGGAUAUCUAUAUUCUACUCAAAAUUCUCUUGAAUUUACGUUGUAAUCAUUGACAAGCAUAAACUGCAUUUAUGCUCAUUCUCCAACCAAGUCGGUCUCUCUUUUGAUCUC
Molecule: messenger RNA, 1743 nt
Organism: Punica granatum (pomegranate)
Lineage: Eukaryota; Viridiplantae; Streptophyta; Magnoliopsida; Myrtales; Lythraceae
Source: RefSeq, a predicted model, not a curated record